UGCAUCUCUGUUCAUGUUGGCCAGGCUGGAGUUCAGAUUGGCAAUGCAUGCUGGGAACUUUUCUGUCUGGAACAUGGCAUUCAGCCAGAUGGCACCUUCAAGAAUCAGUCCAACAAGGUCAACGAUGAUGACUCCUUUGCCACAUUUUUCAGAGAGACAGGCACAGGAAAACAUGUGCCACGGGCUAUUAUGGUAGACUUGGAGCAAACUGUAGUAGAUGAAGUGCGGACUGGCACUUACCGGAAGCUUUUCCAUCCAGAACAGCUGAUCACUGGAAAGGAGGAUGCAGCUAAUAACUAUGCCCGUGGUCACUAUACCAUUGGCAAAGACAGAAUUGACUUGGCAUUAGAUCGUAUCCGUAAACUGACCGAUGCCUGUUCUGGGCUACAGGGAUUCCUGAUUUUCCACAGCUUUGGUGGGGGCACUGGCUCUGGCUUCACCUCCUUGUUGAUGGAACGCCUCUCCCUGGAUUAUGGCAAGAAGUCCAAACUGGAGUUUGCCAUCUACCCAGCCCCUCAAGUCUCCACUGCCGUAGUGGAGCCGUACAACUCCAUCCUGACCACCCACACCACCCUGGAGCAUUCAGACUGCGCCUUCAUGGUGGACAACGAGGCCAUCUAUGACAUCUGCCGUCGCAACUUGGACAUUGAGCGCCCCACUUACACCAACCUUAACCGUCUCAUCAGCCAGAUAGUCUCAUCAAUCACUGCCUCUCUGCGCUUCGAUGGUGCCCUCAAUGUGGAUCUGACAGAGUUUCAGACCAACCUGGUGCCCUACCCUCGCAUCCACUUCCCCCUCAUGACAUAUGCACCCAUUAUCUCCUCCGAGAGAGCCUACCACGAGCAGCUGUCAGUGGCAGAAAUCACCAGUUCCUGCUUUGAACCCAACAACCAGAUGGUGAAGUGUGAUCCACGUCAUGGAAAAUACAUGGCUUGCUGCAUGCUGUACCGUGGUGACGUGGUCCCCAAAGAUGUCAACGUAGCUAUUGCUGCCAUCAAGACCAAGAGAACUAUCCAGUUUGUGGACUGGUGUCCAACAGGCUUCAAGGUUGGAAUCAAUUACCAGCCUCCCACAAUAACACCCGGAGGAGACCUGGCCCAAGUGGAACGUGCCGUCUGCAUGCUAAGCAACACCACAGCCAUCGCUGAGGCCUGGGCAAGGCUGGACCACAAGUUUGAUCUGAUGUAUGCCAAGAGGGCAUUUGUGCACUGGUAUGUUGGUGAAGGCAUGGAGGAAGGGGAGUUUGUAGAGGCCCGAGAGGACUUGUCUGCACUGGAGAAGGACUAUGACGAAGUGGGAACAAACUCAUUUGGAGAAGAAAAUGACGGGGAGGAAUUUUGAAAUACACGUUGCCCCUUGCUGCACGCAGGAUUGUCUUUGUGUCUCUUUAUUGCACGUGUCUGCAUUUCUGUUUGCUUUAUACACACAACAGUUCUCAUAGACUGAAUAUUACGAGGUCUAUGUUCCAAGAAUGCUCUUUCCUACCCCUCAAAUCACAGGACAAUGAUCAUAUGAGAUAUGUCCACCUGUCCUAAAUCAAAAUUCCUAGGAAGACAACAAACCUUAGAUACUAUGCCAAUGCACCCUGGGAGAAAGUUUCUUUUUGAGCCGAGUCCCACUGUAUUAUAAUAUUUACUAUAUUUUACUAAUCUAAGGAUUCACUCAUGCAUCUCCAAUAUCAUUAUUUGACAAGUUUUAUUUGUAAUAUUUGCUUUAAAAUGCUAUAUACAGUUGUGGCAGUGAGACUGUGAAAAGAUAGAGGAUUGCUAUUGCAGGAACCAAUGUUACUGAGCAGCAAUGCUUAUCCAUAGGUUCAAAUUAGUUGGAAGAUAAGUCAAUAAAGCCUUCCUAGUUUACAAUGCUAUGAGACCCCUCAUACUAUUUCCUGCUCUUUCAAACAUUUGAUGUAGGACUCCUUGUUGUAGCUUUCUGAAAACUUUGUAAAUGCCUCGGAUAGGGCUUUUGCAAAUGACAAAAGGUCUGAUUUCUCCUUUAUAUUAAGUGCCCUUUAUACAGUUUUUGUGCUGUAAAGGGCCUUAAAGUUAGAUUUAUCCUCCCUUUUGGAUCCCUUAUUACACUAGAGCAUAUAAAGUAGCCUUAAUGUAAAGAAGAAUCAUGCCCAUGAUUUUUAAAUGUUCACAUAUUCGUUAUUAUCAACGUUAAAACAAUAUGUCUGACACUAGUCUUCAUUCAUGAUCAUUUACAUGCAAAAUAAUAAAAGCGGUUUAACCUGA
Molecule: messenger RNA, 2234 nt
Organism: Chelonia mydas (Green sea turtle)
Lineage: Eukaryota; Metazoa; Chordata; Testudines; Cheloniidae
Product: tubulin alpha-8 chain
Exons: 4
Coding region: 190-1341 (383 amino acids)
Biological process (GO): microtubule cytoskeleton organization; mitotic cell cycle
Cellular component (GO): cytoplasm; microtubule
Molecular function (GO): structural constituent of cytoskeleton; GTP binding
Source: RefSeq, a predicted model, not a curated record